This is a messenger RNA of Lottia gigantea (owl limpet), 1087 nucleotides long. RefSeq lists its product as hypothetical. Gene Ontology annotation, molecular function: GTPase activity; GTP binding. Lineage: Eukaryota; Metazoa; Mollusca; Gastropoda; Lottiidae. Gene Ontology annotation, biological process: canonical NF-kappaB signal transduction. The record is from RefSeq and is a predicted model, not a curated record. The transcript is spliced from 8 exons. Bases 80 to 658 code for a protein of 192 amino acids.
UAAAUCUCGAAAUUUUAAUGUUUUGGUAUUGAAUUGGGCUUUGACAACAGUACACUGGUAGGGCUUAGAAGAUACAGAAAUGGGUAAAAUUAACAAGAUAUUAGUUUGUGGGUGUACUGGAGUUGGUAAAACAUCUUUAAUAGAACAACUGCUGUAUGGUAACCACAAAUUAGGCACUCCAAUGUUUGCUACGAUUGAAGAUAUUUAUAAUGCUGUCAUAGAAACAGAUAGAGGGGUUAAAGAAAGAGUCAGAAUUUAUGAUACAGCUGGCUUGGAUCCAUCAACAGAAAUGCCGAAACAUUAUUUUUCUUUUCCAGAUGGUUUUGCGUUAGUUUAUGAUGUAACCAGUUGGGAUUCCUUUCAAAGAUUAGACUCUUUAAAGAAAGAAAUAGAAAAAGUGAGAGAUAAUAAGGCUCAUAUAAUAGUAAUCGGAAACAAGAGUGAAGUGAACGAGGCCAGACAGGUGGAGUUUAAUACAGCUUUAAAAUGGUCCCACAAGGAAAAGAUCCGAUUAUGGGAAGUUUCCGUGGCAAAUCGUCAAUCUCUAGUCGAACCCUUUAUACAUCUUACUUCAAAAAUAACUCAACCACCUAGUAAAUCAACAUUUUUACCAGGAAGAAAGGCCAAAUCAACAGUAGUUAACAGUGUAGAAACAUAAAGACAAUCUCUCAGAUUGAAAUUGAGAUAAUAAAAUGGCUAAUGAUGUGAAAUGUUCAUUGUGAAAUGAAAAGAAUUAGAGCUCUACAUCUUUCGAAUUCUAAUGUGAAAAAAUAAUAUUGUUAUUUCAAAUAGAAAGAGAGAAAUAAAGAUCAACAGCUCUGACAAAAACAAAUUACAGCUCUACAAUAGUUCACGUUAUUAUUUUGAGAAAAACUUUAAGCCCGAGUUGACCAGGGUUGCAGAUUUUGCCGUAUUUUCUAACAGUCAUAAAAGAUGUAACUUCAUAUAUUUAACUUAGACUGCCUUGAUUUACCAGGAAUGGCCUAUUAGCCAAAUCUUAGAGUCUAAUAUAUUACACAAGAGUAUUGUCAGUAUUGUCUUCAUUUAUAAUGGUUUAUGUUGUAAAUAAAAUAAGUAUUUAUAUGAU